This is a messenger RNA of Neodiprion virginianus, 7725 nucleotides long. It is a transcript of the gene scrib, whose product is annotated as protein lap4-like. Lineage: Eukaryota; Metazoa; Arthropoda; Insecta; Hymenoptera; Diprionidae. Bases 325 to 6717 code for a protein of 2130 amino acids. Gene Ontology annotation, cellular component: postsynaptic density; adherens junction; postsynaptic membrane. Gene Ontology annotation, molecular function: protein binding. The transcript has 36 exons. The record is from RefSeq and is a predicted model, not a curated record. Gene Ontology annotation, biological process: neurotransmitter receptor transport, endosome to postsynaptic membrane; neurotransmitter receptor transport postsynaptic membrane to endosome.
AAUGAGGUUAACUAAGGUUAAUAAAUACAUCUGAAGAUGGCGGUACUAUCAAAGAGUCUAUUUUCAAUAUCUAUUAUCGCCUUGACGUUCGUGGUUGAAUAAGGGAGGGGUACUUCUUGUGCGCCGUGUUUGUCGUGUCGUUUUGGUGAGACGUGAUGACGUCAGACUUGAAGGCUCGAGCCGUGUUUGAAGCCGAAAAGGGCGUGAAAGUGUGGUGUGCUCAUCAUUUUAUAUAAUUUAUUUCAUUAGAAAUAUGUACAAAUAGGUGUAGUGUCUGAGUGAAUUGUUAAUUAUGUUCGGUGCUGUCUGUGCGUGAUAGAAAACAUGUUUCGUUGUAUACCGAUAUUCAAAGGGUGUAACAGGCAGGUGGAAUACGUUGACAAGCGUCACUGCUCGUUGCCUAGUGUUCCCGAGGAUAUUCUACGUUAUUCACGUAGUUUGGAAGAAUUACUUCUAGACGCGAAUCACAUACGUGACUUGCCGAAGAAUUUCUUUCGUCUGCAAAGACUUCGACGAUUAGGACUAAGUGACAAUGAAAUACACCGCUUGCCGCCGGAUAUUCAAAAUUUUGAAAACCUCGUGGAGCUGGACGUGUCAAGAAAUGACAUACCGGAUAUACCUGAAAACAUCAAGAAUUUGCGAGCUCUACAGGUGGCUGAUUUUAGCAGCAAUCCUAUACCUAAGUUACCAGCUGGGUUUGUGCAGCUGAGGAAUCUGACUGUUUUGGGUUUGAAUGAUAUGUCGCUAACGAACUUGCCAUCAGAUUUUGGAAGUUUAGAAGCGCUGCAAUCCUUGGAAUUAAGAGAAAAUUUACUCAAGUCACUGCCAGAAUCGCUUUCUCAGUUAUUGAAACUUGAACGAUUGGACCUCGGGGACAAUGAAAUCGAAGAGUUGCCAGUACACAUAGGGAAAUUGCCGGCGUUGCAAGAGUUGUGGCUAGAUCACAAUCAGCUGCAACAUUUGCCACCUCAAAUUGGAGAGUUGACUACAUUAGCUUGCCUCGAUGUGUCAGAGAACAGGUUGGAGGAUCUUCCGGAAGAGAUUGGUGGUCUUGUUUCGCUCACAGACCUGCACUUAUCCCAGAACGUUAUUGAAAAGCUGCCUGAUGGGCUCGGCAAGCUGAAGAAACUGACAAUUCUAAAGGUGGAUCAAAAUAGGUUGUCUACUCUAAACCACAACGUUGGCAGUUGUGAAAAUCUCCAGGAGCUUAUUUUAACGGAAAAUUUCCUCUUGGAGUUGCCGCCGUCUAUUGGAAACCUACUAAACCUAAAUAAUUUGAAUGUGGAUCGAAACAGCCUUCAGUUUCUUCCUACAGAAAUUGGCAAUUUACUGAAGUUGGGUGUCCUCUCCUUGCGUGAUAAUAAAUUGCAAUAUCUUCCGAAUGAAGUCGGUAAAUGUACAGCUCUCCAUGUCUUGGACGUGUCCGGUAACAGAUUGCAGUACUUGCCAUACUCGUUGAUCAAUUUAAACUUAAAAGCAGUUUGGUUAAGUGAAAACCAGGCUCAGCCAAUGCUGACAUUCCAGACAGACAUUGAUGACGAAACGGAACAGGAAGUACUCACAUGUUUUCUUUUGCCACAGCUUGAAUAUCAUCCCGAAAAUCAACAUGAUAGAGGAAGGUUAAGUACGUUGACCGGGAUCCGAGAUACGAUUGUAGGAGAAGAAAUGAGAGAAGUGGGAAGCAGCGAUGACGAGGGUUGGCAAGAAAGGGAGGCUUCACGUACACAUUCCGUCAAGUUUACAGACGAAGCACCAGAGACUGACAAGGAGACUCAAUGUAUUACUUGUGAUCACCACUUACAUCUGGUACAAUUCACAUAUUUUCACCUUGAAGAACUAUCAACACCAUUUGUACGUCAGAACACGCCUCAUCCUAAGGAAUUGAAGGCUAAGGCUCACAAGCUGUUUGGUAAAGGCAAAAAUGAAAGCCGCUCAGGAUCAACUGAGGAGCAGGAUGUUUCCCAAACUUUUGGUUUGGAUAAAAUAGAAUCAGAGGAACAAACAAAAGGUACAGAAUUGGAAAAUUUUAUAACUACUGAACAGGAAAAUCAGCCUUUACAGAAUUUCGUUGAAGUCGACAAGUUCGGACACAGUGUGUCCGCUUUGGAAGCGUUGGAUGACAUUCGCGAUGUUCCUAUACCAAACGAACAAUCGCCUGUCCCGCCCCAACAGCCUUCCGGCCAGAAUACCUUGCAGGAUGCAGAAAUAGAGAGACUGCUGCCCGAUGCUAAAAUUAAAGACGAUUCCGACGAGGAAGACGUACAAAGGCACGUUGAAUUUUCAGUAACAGAAGGGUCAAAUAACGACGAAAGUAUGGGAGAAGUAGGCAGACCUAACAGGCUGCAUCGGCGAGAUACCCCCCAUCAUUUGAAAAAUAAACGAAUUCACACGUUAAUCGAUAAGGACAAAGUUGCUUCCAUUAUCGCACAGGCAUUAUUGAAAAAAGGUGAUGAGCUUCCAGUAUCACCCUUACCUCCAAUGGAUACCACAGACGACCAACACUGUCCAGAUACAGUAUCAGAUGCAGAGCCAUCGAUAGAAGUGCGUGAAGAACAAUAUGAGAUUCACAUAGAAAGAACAACGGGAGGUCUUGGCCUAUCCAUAGCUGGUGGUAUAGGAUCGACCCCGUUCAAGGGGGACGAUGAAGGAAUUUUUAUUUCACGAGUAACAGAGGGAGGACCCGCAGAACUAGCUGGACUCCGAGUGGGAGAUAAAGUAAUUGCUGUUAAUGGAGUGUCAGUCGUUAACGUGGAUCACUAUGAUGCUGUGGAAGUUUUAAAAGCGUGUGGCCGUGUUCUUGUGUUAGUUGUUCUCAGAGAGGUCACCAGAAUAAUUCCAUCAUCAGAGCAAACGUCAAUAAGGAAAGAUUCGGUGUGUUCAAGUUUGAGGACUAGCCGAGCCCCUAGUGCAACAUCUUAUGUAUCGUCUACUCUCUCGCAUCAUCUUGAAAAUGGAGAGAACCAAUUUACACCUCACGAUACUCCGAAGAUAAAAAAAAUACCUGAUCCAAUUCCAAAUGCCAGAGCAAGCAGCGAGCCUAUGAUGACUGUAUUAGUGCACACUACGCUCAUUCGGGACCAAAAUGGUCUGGGAUUUAGUAUUGCUGGUGGCAAAAGCUCUCCACCUUUCAAAGAUAAUACCGAUGCAAUAUACAUCUCGAGAAUUACUGAUGGAGGCGUUGCACAAAAGGAUGGAAAAUUGAUGGUUGGAGACAAAGUUAUAUCGAUAAAUGGAGUCGAAAUGACUGGUGCCAAGCACGAACAAGCUGUAGGCAUGCUUACUGGUCUGGAGAGAUUCGUUAGACUAGUAGUUGAACGCGAAAUACCCUUAACUCAGGCGAAUCCUUCUAAUCCGUUGACCCCGUCAGAAAAAUCUCCACGAGUCAUCGGAACACCGCGCCCGUACACGGGACUUUACAAUGCCAACAGUUAUAUGGCGAAUAGGCCGGGAUAUGCAGGGUAUCGCCGCUCUAUGGACGCGGAUAAAAACUUGACACAAAGCCCAACGUCUAAAACGCCUCCUCCUACCAACGCUGAGGUUGUGAACGGAGCUUCUAAAGUCAAUGGAAUUACCGAAACUGCGAAUCCUCUCAGAAAUUCCACACCAGCAAUGUUGUCUGGCGCUAAUAACGUAAACCAGCCACACCCACAGUCACAACCACAACCACAGCCAGCUCCGCGGCAUAGCGUUUCUCAAACAGCAUCCGUUGCUGUUCCCGCGCCAUCUGUAGAGCGAGAAUCAAGGCCGGCUUCACCACAGGAGGAUAUACAGGUACCGAAGCCAAUCACCAACGAGGAAUUUCAGGCCAUGAUCCCUGCUCAUUUCCUACGACCUCCGACAUCCUCGCCCUCACCAGACUCCCACCAGGGCCCUGUCGUCACAGUGACUAUCAAGCAACCCGAUAAUCUCCCAAGGGAUAUUAACUUCCCCCCGGCGCCAACCACCAUUGGCAAAGUUACCGAGACCAUCACAAAGAGCACCCUUACCGAAACAGUGGUCACUAGAGUCACCGACAACGAGCUGGUUCACCCAGUCAUCAUUGAGGAUGUCGUGCUGGUAAAGGAAGGAUCUCUUGGAUUCAGUAUUAUUGGCGGAACAGACCAUUCGUGUAUACCAUUUGGAGUUAAGGAGCCUGGAAUUUUUAUAUCUCACGUUGUACCUGAUGGCAUAGCUGCGAAUUCUGGAAAGCUGAGAAUGGGUGAUAGAAUAUUAAAAGUAAAUGGGACAGACGUAACAAAAGCUACUCACCAGGAAGCUGUGAUGGAACUUCUGCGGCCUGGUGAUUUCAUUACACUCACCAUCCGACACGAUCCAUUGCCAGAUAGUUACCAACUGGUCGAAAUAGAGUACAUUCCAGUAACAGAAUUAACAAUAAUCAAAGAGCCAGGAGAAAAACUUGGGAUGCACAUAAAAGGAGGAUUAAGAGGGCAACGUGGUAAUCCCUUAGAUCAUACUGACGAAGGCGUUUUCAUUUCAAAAAUCAAUUCUGGAGGUGCGGCCAAAAGGGAUAGCAGGUUGAAGGUUGGAAUGAGGUUAUUGGAAGUUAACGGUACGUCCUUAUUGGGCGCGACGCAUCAAGAAGCAGUUAAUAUUCUCCGAUGCUCAGGAAAUACGAUAACUUUGGUGGUCUGUAAAGGAUACGACAAAAACGACUUGGAGCAAGCACUGUAUACGUCUAAAGGGAGGGAUUCUAAAGAGUCACGAGGAUCUCGAGAAUACAAGGAUUCUACAACCGACGAGGUAAAGUCCUUGUCACAGAGUGUUUCCAGUUUGGAUCGUGACGAUGAGGAUACAGCUACAAUGCGGCAAGAGCAGGAAAUGAAAGCUGAAUUGGUUGCCUGGGAACAAGAAGAACGAGAACGAGCUAUGAUGGAGUACAGAGAAAAAUCUACGCAAGAAAAGGUGCUAGAUGUUGUAAGGGCAGCAGAAUCUCUGGUGAACAAACCAAACAGUCCGGUCGAUAUGCAUGUACCUCCCAAGUCUCCUGGUGGUACAAAAGACCUGAAAACGACUACUAUUGUCAUGACCAAACAUACCUUAGCACCCCAGAACUCCACUUUAAUUAGCAAAGAAGCCGCUGCAGGAACAUCUGUGGAUGGUGUAGUCUUGUCGAUUCCUCCAACCUCUUCUACUCAUUCCACUCCCUAUACCCGAAUCACAAACCAUGAUUUUCACUCUGCAAUACAAACCCUACCCUCCCCCUACUCCGGAACAGCACCCAGUAGAUCUAAAUGUACCGUUACUUCAGCAACACUUCCAAUGCCUUCUAAAACUACAGAAACCACGGGGGAUGAGUUAUUCCCACACUGUAAUGUAGCAUUAUCAUCAGUCAAAACAACAUUUAUUGAUUCAUCAGUACCUUACAUUCAGCCUCCAAAAUUCCGAAUUCAACAGCGUCCAUUAUCCACGCUUGAACCAAGUUUGUCUCCCGAAGAAGCUGUUCCCCAAAAACGAUUUUCUAUUAAUGACCCUUUUGACAAUCAUCGCUCACGCCCCACUAGACUUCCCCCGACGCCACUGACCAGCCCUGGGUACAUUGAAGAAAUCAUUCCUCCUCGUCCUCCUCCCUCCAGAGAAUUACCGCAGAUUGCACGCUCUGUACACUGGAAAUCUCAGGUUGAGCCCACGUCAACACCAUCUCCACCUCCCGCUUCGACAAAGAUGUCCGUUAGCGAUCGGAAAAGAUUAUUUGAAUCUGCUAUGGAGGAGCACCUGAAACCUUCUCCAAAACCAGAGAAGGUGUUCAGCUUUCUGAGCCAAGAUGAAGUCGAGAACAUGAAACAAGAAGAAGAAAGAAAAAUUGCCACGUUAACACGAGAUGAAUUGAAGUCAUGGGCUCAGAUUGACGAAAAUGAGGUAUUAGAAGAGCCAGAGGAUAUGAUGGAGGAGCAGGAUGACAGAAGACCUAAUAGCCGACUGUCUUCACGAAGUCCUCAUCCUCUAUUACACAACGCACCAAGUAUCGUCAGGACUGCCAAAGCUGAACGACGCUUGAAGGAAAGAAUGAUACAAGAGGGCUUAAUUUCGGAUGAAGACGAAGAUAGCCAACUAUCUCCUGCCAAACAACGAGCACUGAGAGCGGAAAAACGCGCUGCUUGGAGACAAGCACGACUUAAGUCUCUCGAGCAGGAUGCUCUCCAAGCACAAAUAGUGAUCAAGAAGAUGAACGAGAUGAUGGAUACAUCUGGAAAGACAGAUAAUUUGGCUGAAUUGACAGUCACAGCUGCAGAGCCACCAACGGAACCAGAGAAUGUGACGGAAUUCGCCACAUUACGACCGUCUAGUGCAGAUUUUCCUAAGCUUGCUGUGCGCAGCAAGAUUGGCCCCCCAAAGGCUGUACGUGAAUGUGAAAAAGUAGUGGAUGAAAAGGUCACUCGACGCACCGAAGAGUAUGUGGACGAAGUGACGGGUGAACGCCGUGUGCGAACCGUUGAAUACGUCGAGAAGCUGAUUGAGCAUGAGGUCGAAACUCUCAGAGAAAAAAUUAUUUCACUGGAGCUCAGUAAUGCCGAAGAGGAAGCUGAUAGUAUCGGAGAAACUGGUGCCAGCGAUGCUGAAAGUGAGAGCGAAGAUCCCACAGCUCAAACUUCUGUGAGUACACCCGUGGAAGAGAAAGACACCGAGUCUCAUAUUUCCACACCAAUCAAUGUUAAUCUCCCAGCGACUAUACCGCUUAAAAAGAAAAAACGAAAGCGUUCGCGCAAAGGGCGUCACUAAUAAUGACAAUGAAUUUAACGAUUCUAAAACUUCCGACAAUAUUCACGUAGAAUAGUAUAGACGAAUUCAUAUUAUGAAAUGUCACAUCAUGCUACCGAUCAUGUCAACUCUUACUCAGCUUUUACAAUUUGAUAUAUCGAAAUGUUGUUUUGUGCAAUAUUUCUUUCCCAGAUCAGACUAGCAUACAUGAGUGACUAGUAUUCUCAACAUUGAAAUUCAUCAAAUAUAGAUCACAACUACAUAUGAAAUAUUCCAGAACACAAAUUAGCAUGAACACGCUGCUAGUAUUUAGUAGUUUGGAGAAGAAAUUACUUUUCUGAGGCAGCAAUUGUUUCAAAGAUGAAUCAAGUAUUAUGCUGCCAGUCAACAUUCAUUUAUUUAUCUCAACUUUAACAAACAAAUUACCCUUUCACUUAUUUACUUAACAUAUAUAAUUAAGUACUUGACACAUUGACCUUUCAAUGUGCACAAAGGUUUCGGGUCUUACCAGAAAUGUACAUUCCUAAGUAUUUUUCUAUUACUAUAGUUGCAUCACAUGUUAACCCUAUGUAUUUCAAAUGGUAGCUAGUUGUUUUUCUCAAUAAAAAUUGUCUGAAAGAAUUGACAUGCUGUAAGGAUUCGAUCAAGCGGGCUCCUCAGGCCAAUGAUAGAGUUAACCUACACUGCCCAUUAUUACCAUAAUUAGGCAUGAUCAAGGUCCUCCUGUGUGGCUCAAAAGUACCAAAGAGUCCACUCGACCAAAGCGUCGCAGCAUGUAUUUUUCUGUUCAUUGAAAGUACACAGCAUUACAACGAAAGCGAAGUCAAAGUAUUAAAUCACGAAAAAGGCAGCAAAACACUAUUUAUUUAAUUGCUAAUGGUACUAAUAAGUUCUCAUUUAGACAAAACUCUGACUUAGGCUAUGAUAUUAACAGCUCCUUGUGCUACAGAACAUGCCGUGUACCAUAUUUUGCAUUAUUGUUUAAUGUAUUGAUGUACAUAAAUAAAUAACUUGGUAUAUUUUAAAUAA